AUGUCGAAAGAAUUGUUGGAAUCUAAUCUGAGUACAAUAUUUUCGACACUUCGAAAUACGGAGCAAUAUUGGCGUAAACCGAGAAGUGAUUUAAAUUGUAUGACGCAGCAUUAUGGGCCUGCGACAUGGUUUAUAACACUAAGUCCGAGUGAAUGGUUAUGGGAAGAUUUAGGUGAAUAUAUUCGUGAAGUAAAUGGAUGGCAUGAUACUUCCUUAUGUGUUAACGUACUUGUUGCUAAAGAUCCUGUAUCAACAUCUAGGUUUCUCGAUAAUAAAUUUAGAGCAAUGCUUGACUUUAUUAACUCUAAAGAUCAUCCAAUUGGAGAAGUAACGCACUAUUUCUGGCGACGAGAAUAUCAAGGUAGAGGAAUACAACAUUUUCGCAUAUUAAUUUGGAUUAAAAAUGCACCUAUUUUCGGUGAAUCUACUAUUGAAGAAGUCUCCAAAUUUAUCUUACAAUAUAUAAGUUGCAAAAUGCCAGAUGCAAAUAUUUCGCCAUUAUUGUACAGACGUGUUAAAACGCAUCAGCAACAUAUACAUAACAAUUAUUGUCUUCGUUCUAAAAAAGUAGGACGUAAAGUUAUUCGUCGGUGUCGUUUUGGAUUUCCUCGACCCGUUACUGAAACUUUAAAUAUGAGAGAUGUGGCAACUUCGAUAGCCGGUAGAAAACAAUUAAAACAUAAAAGUAGACUUUAUGAUCUUCCUCGAAUGGAUAAUGCAGUUAAUAUAAAUGAUUAUAAUCCUGUUAUUCUUACUGCAUGGGAAGGUAAUAUGGAUAUACAAUUUAUUGGUGAAAAAUCAUCGCUGCUUACCUGGUACAUUACUAAAUAUAUUAAUAAAGCGGGAAAAAGUGAACUGUCUGAUACUAUCCUUAGUAAGAAUGAAAAUAAAUCAUUAGCGAGUUAUCUUUGGAAUAUUGCUUUGCGAUUUACAAAUAAUAGAGAAUGUGGAGCUCUUGAAGCUGCUGAUACAUUGCUAGGUAUUUCUUUAUAUGGAACUGAUCGAAAUACAACUAUCAAAUGGUUAGAUGUUAAUCAAAUACGAUAUAGAAAAUUAAAAAGCUCCAAAGAAAUUGAAGCUCUUGAUGCUGAAUCUACAGAUAUAUUUUAUCCAUCUAUGAUAGAUAAUCAUUAUCCACAUAAACCAAAUAAAUUAGAAAAUAUGUCUCUUUAUGAAUUUGCACAGUGGUACGAUAUUUCGAAAAUCAAACCGAAAAAUGAAGAUAUUGAAUAUUAUAAAAUGAGUAAUGGUUAUUAUCUUAAACGGCGACAACGUGGAUAUCUUAUAAAUCAUUAUAGAAAUGAUAUUAAUACACAUCCGGAAAAUUAUUUCUUUGUAUUAUUGCUGAUGUUUAAACCAUGGCGAAAAUUAGAAGAUCUUAGAAAUGAAUGCAAUACUUAUGCUGAAUCAUUUCAUAAAAUAAAACUGCAUCUUGUAGAAGCAUUGCAAUAUCAUGAAAGAUUAGAAGAAUUGCAAAAAGCAUUUGAAACUGCAAAACAGUUAGUUCAACAAUAUCUAGAUGACAAUUUAGAAAAACAACAGUCUCAGGAUGAUCCUGAAAAUCCAAUUGGUGUUCAAAAUAUAAAGGCUGGUGAAGCAAUGCAAGAUUUUAAAGAGCUUGGUGAUAAAGAAAUUAGAGAAAUUGAUGUAUCUGAAAUGAUAGAAAAAUUAAAUAUGGAUCAAAAACGAGUAUUCAAUAAAGUUAUUAAUACUAUAGAAUCUGAUAAAUCGGUAUUACGAUUAUAUGUUACCGGAGAAGGUGGUACUGGAAAAAGUUUCUUAAUCAAGAUUAUUAAAUGUUGGAUAAAACAAAAUCUCAACAAAGAUACUGCUGUAGCAGCACCUACUGGUAUUGCAGCAUUUAAUGUAGAUGGAUUGACAAUUCAUAGAUUGCUUCAAUUACCAAUUGAACAUGGUCAUACCCCUAAAUAUAAACAACUAUCUGAUCAUGUAUUAAAACUUUUACGAGCAAAUCUUAAAGAUGUUAUUUUUGUAAUCAAUGAAGUGUCAAUGAUAUCUAAUUUGACUUUAAUGUAUAUACAUCUUCGAUUAUCUGAAAUAUUUGACACUAGUGAUUAUGAUGAUGGUUGGUUUGGUCGAAAGCAUAUUCUUUUAUUCGGAGACUUACUUCAAUUACCUCCCGUACACGAAGAGCCUAUCUUUAUGCAUUUAUCAAAUGAAAUUGCCAAACAUCUUGGUUCCUUAAAUGCUAUUAAUUUAUGGACUACAUUAUUUAACUACGAAGAAUUGACAAUUAAUAUGCGUCAACAAGGCGAUAAUUCUUACCGUGAGUUAUUGUCGCGAAUUCGUAUUGGAUUAGUAACAAAAUCAGAUUGUAAAAUUUUAGAAAAUAGAAAAAUAUCUUUUAAAGGUGAAUCUUUCGAAUCUAGAUUAAAUGAGUUAUGUGAUUUUAUUAAUAAUAAUUUAACAUCAGACACUGUUUGUUUAUUGCCUACUUGUAAUAUGUGUGAUAUUCUUAAUAAUGCAAUGUUAAGUCGUAUUGUUUCAAAAGAAAUAUUAUUAAUUGCUGAAGACACGAUUAAUUGUGUUCCAUAUUUAAAAAAGAAAGCAUUAAAAGUAUUGUCAAAUAACGAUGAUGAUAAUUCAAAAACAGCUGGACUUUCAAAACAAAUUAAAAUUAAAAUUGGAGCAAAAGUUAUGAUUUGACAUAAUAUCGAUGCUAGUUUAGGUCUUGUAAACGGUACAAUUGUUAAAGUAAUUUCAAUUGUACAAGAUACAUCUACUGAUUACGUAGAAAAGAUUAAACUUCUUUUACCAUCAGGUUCAGAAUAUGAAAUUGAAAGAGUAAGUGUUAAAUUUGAAGUGGUAGAUAGAGUGUAUGUUAUUAGAAAACAAUUUCCAUUAUCUUUGAGUUAUGGUAUCACUAUUCAUAAAAGUCAAGGAUUGAGUUUGCGAAGUGCAAUUAUGGACAUCGGUAACUCUGUAUUUAGUUGUGGUCAAAUUUAUGUUGCAUUAUCACGAGUAACAUCUCUAGAAGGAUUACAUUUAAUUAAUUACGAUCCUUCAUCAGUAAUAGCUAGCGAAAAAGCUAUUAUUGAAUAUAAUCGUUUAAAACAGAUACACAAUCAAAAUGCAGAAAUGAUUACUAUGACAAAAGAACGCUAUCGUAAAGUAAAAGAUGUUUUAUGGGCGUUACCAAAAAUAAUUACUUCUGUUCAAAAAUCAAGUUCAGAUCAAACAGUUCGACGAAAUAUUGCUUAG
Nylanderia fulva is the source of this 3222-nucleotide messenger RNA. Lineage: Eukaryota; Metazoa; Arthropoda; Insecta; Hymenoptera; Formicidae. The record is from RefSeq and is a predicted model, not a curated record.